This is a messenger RNA of Symbiodinium natans, 549 nucleotides long. NCBI's taxonomy places the organism in Eukaryota, Dinophyceae, Suessiales, Symbiodiniaceae. The record is from the annotation of a GenBank genome assembly.
AUGGCAGCAGUCUCAAGGAUGUUGAUGGGAGCAGGGCUUCUCCAAACCCAUGCUUUGCCUUGCUGCCAUUCCAGAGAGAGGACAACAUCAUUGACCAAAGGAUUUUCAAGACCUUCGGCCUGCACGCGCGCCCUGCGGCCGCGAAACCUUGCUGACGCUCAGCGUGCACAGGCUAGAUCUUCCCUGAUAUUGCCUGUAGGACGGCCGGUGGAGCCCGUCACUCAGAAGCGCAAAGACCGCCGACUGAAAAUUUUUCCGGCUGGCUUCUUCAGCAGGGCAAGUGUUUGGACAAGCUUCUCACUUGAGGCCCCUUCAACUAGGCUGCUGAACAGGCUCCUAGUGCAGGAUGGGCGACAGCUUUUUGAGGCCGGUUGGCUUUAUUCCCAUUACAGUGAAGUCAUAAACGCUGUCGCCAACAAGGAGCCUCUUCUUCGGCGCCUUGCAGCUUGCUUGGGAUUUGGCGUUCGCCUGGCUCAGGGAAGAGCCCCAUUCCCAUCACGUUGCCCUUCCCUGGCAGUUGCUUUUGGCCCCGGGUCGCAGGCGUCCUAG